AUGUUGAAGUUUUUGACAAGGCGAGCAGUGUCUGCUGCUUUUUUGCGCCAAAAUGCAUCUUCCGGGAUGGUUUUACAUAGGUCUUUCUCAGCCGGAACAAGAGUAUGGCAGAAGUUGGAGACCGGCAGCGCUAAGGAGGGAUCAGGGUUUAUUUCACCUCAGAUAUUGAAGAUUGUUCCGGAUACGACCGACAUUGCGACGCUGGAGAAACAGGAUGAAUUGAUCAAGAGACGUCGUAAGCUAUCGAAGGAGAUUACGCAAAUGAAGAAAUUGAAACCUGUGUCGCCGGGUUUGAGGUGGUAUAGAUCGCCAAUUUAUCCGUAUUUGUACAAAGGGAGACCGGUGAGGUCGUUGACGGUGGCCAAAAGGGGUAAAGGUGGUAGAAACCACUCCGGUAGGAUAACUGUGCGUCACAGAGGUGGUGGCCAUAAAAGGCGUAUCAGGUUAGUGGACUUUUCACGCACGGAAGCAGGUCAGCAAACAGUCCAGAGAAUUGAGUACGAUCCCGGAAGAACGUCGCACAUUGCGCUGUUGAAGAAUAACAAGACGGGCAAGCUGUCGUAUAUCAUUGCAUGUGAUGGGCUGAGAGCCGGCGACAUUGUUGAGUCCUAUAGACAGGGUAUCCCACAGGAUUUGUUGCGUGAAAUGGGAGGUAAAGUAGACCCUGCGAUUUUAAGCGUGAGGACGGCGCAAAGAGGCAACUGUCUUCCGAUUUCGAUGAUCCCCGUCGGUAGUAUUGUUCAUAACGUCGGUAUCACGCCUGUGGGCCCAGGUAAAUUUUGCCGUGCUGCUGGUACCUAUGCUCGUAUCAUCUCGAAGAUACCAGAGAAGAGAAAGGCCGUUGUUCGUCUGCAAAGCGGUGAGCACCGUUACGUUUCCCUCGAAGCGUGUGCUACAAUCGGUAUAGUGUCAAAUAUAGACCAUCAGAACAGAUCUCUCGGUAAGGCCGGUAGAUCCAGAUGGCUCGGUAUCAGACCAACCGUUAGAGGUGUGGCAAUGAACAAGUGCGACCAUCCCCAUGGUGGUGGCCGUGGUAAGUCUAAAUCUAAAAAGCUAUCGAUGUCCCCAUGGGGCCAGUUGGCCAAGGGUUUCAAGACCAGACGGGGGAAGAAUCAAAAUAGGAUGAAAGUAAGGGACAGACCAAGAGGUAAGGACACUAGACUGUGA
Molecule: messenger RNA, 1167 nt
Organism: Torulaspora globosa
Lineage: Eukaryota; Fungi; Ascomycota; Saccharomycetes; Saccharomycetales; Saccharomycetaceae
Gene: RML2
Product: mitochondrial 54S ribosomal protein uL2m
Exons: 1
Coding region: 1-1167 (388 amino acids)
Biological process (GO): cytoplasmic translation
Cellular component (GO): large ribosomal subunit; ribosome
Molecular function (GO): RNA binding; transferase activity; structural constituent of ribosome
Source: RefSeq, a predicted model, not a curated record